AUGGUUCGUAGACGAAAACAAGGCGGGGGAAAUUUCAAGGGAAAAAAAUAUCAACGUAGCAAGAAACAAAAUGGCGGGAAUCUUUUUACAAAACUAAGAAAGAGUUCGUUCUCGAAAAAACUUCUCGCCGCAGGAAAACAUUUGGCAUUGGGCGCGUUGGGAGGAGGUGGAGAACAAACAAGAAACACUCCACCCCCCAUGCCUGUUCGAAAAAAUUACCAACGAGGUGCAGGAAUCAAAAAGAAACGCAAGGGUGGACAUGCUAAACUUAGAAAUACUAUACCGUCUGCAAAACAUGUAAUGUAUCAUCAAUAA
Paramuricea clavata is the source of this 315-nucleotide messenger RNA. NCBI's taxonomy places the organism in Eukaryota, Metazoa, Cnidaria, Anthozoa, Malacalcyonacea, Plexauridae. The record is from the annotation of a GenBank genome assembly.